This is a messenger RNA of Uranotaenia lowii, 3112 nucleotides long. It is a transcript of the gene dnr1, whose product is annotated as E3 ubiquitin-protein ligase MYLIP. The transcript has 4 exons. NCBI's taxonomy places the organism in Eukaryota, Metazoa, Arthropoda, Insecta, Diptera, Culicidae. The record is from RefSeq and is a predicted model, not a curated record. Bases 606 to 2180 code for a protein of 524 amino acids. Gene Ontology annotation, molecular function: ubiquitin-protein transferase activity. Gene Ontology annotation, biological process: ubiquitin-dependent protein catabolic process. Gene Ontology annotation, cellular component: cytoskeleton.
UGCCCAACUAGACACGGUCGAGUAUGGACGUAUCGGUAUCGGCGUCGCGACACACGACAAACCAUGUCAAAAGCAGCACCAGCUUGUAUCUUGUUGUUCAACGAUAUCAGAAGCAGAAUUAUAUCGGCAGUCAUUUGCUGAGGACAGCGUGAAAAGUUUGUGAACUUUAAAGAGUGCAAAGUGAAUUGAAACAAUAAUAAGUGAAGUUAAAAAUACCAAACCAAACAAAAGUGCGUCCCGCAGACGGUAAUUUUAUUUCUGUGACAAAGGGGAACGAGGCAGAAAAAGUUUUCUACCCCGUGAAAAGUAAAAAAUAUUUACUUUUCGAUCUCGAGAAUAAAGAAGAAGGGGGUCUUCGAGGAUCCAGAUAAGGAGUUUAAACAGAUUCUACAGACGUCGUCGUCUUGAUGUGGUAUGUACACAGUCUAAAUUGCUGUGUACCGAGCUGAUAAGUGAUAGAGACCAUAUUAGGCGCAUUUCACUCGACAAGCUCUUUGUGUCGGAACGAGAGCGCUAUUUGGAGUCAAUUUAGUGUGAUUUGAUAACGAGCUACAUACAUACAUAUUGUGUAGAUAAGAAGGGUACAUUUAUUCAGCCCUGGAAAGAUGUGGUGCCUCGUAAAUCUACCCAACGGGACGACCUCCGGGGUUCAGUGUGACCCCAAGCGUAACAGCCAGGAAUGUCUGGAAAAGGUGUGCAGUGACCUUGGCAUCAUCUGUGAGACGGAUUACUUCGGAUUGAUUCCGGUUCGCGAAGGGGACGUUGCUGAGGCGGAUGAAUGUACAGCUAAGCAGUGGAUCAAUUUGCGCAACCCGUUGAGUCUGCACGCGAACGAUCGCAACCACCCAAUUUUGUUGUCGUUGAGGGUCAAGUUUUGGGUACCAGCGCAUUUAAUUCUACAGGAGAGCGUACGAAAGCUGUUCUACAUGCAGGCCCGUCAAGAAUUGCUCGAUGGACACAUUACUGCCGCUGAUUGGACCAAUGCAGCUCAUCUGUCGGCACUGCUACUUCAAGCCGACGGCUACAAAUACGACCCUAGCAAGGUUCCAACAGAACCUGCUCCAUCCGAUCGAGCAGGAAGUCCCGUGAAUACCUCGGAACGAAGACAACUGAGGCGGCCAUCCAAACGGAAAUGCUCAGAAUCGGAAUCCAAACGCGGCAGCAUUGGCUCUACGGUUAUUUUAGAGGAAACCAGUAGCGAAUCUAUACCAAAGAACAUCUACCACACCUAUGUCGUCGGACCCAAAUUCGAUGAUGUCGAACCCGAACCAAUGCCAGAGAACUUUUUCCAAAUGGUUGCCAAGGAACAUGAAGUGCUAAGCAAAAUCAAAAUGACCGCUACGUCUGCGCAGUAUUGGUUGCUGGAAGAAAUUUCUUCCUUGAACGGUUACGGAGAGGAAGUCUUCGAGGGAUUCACCAUUGGCGAUCCUUCCGUUCGGUGCAAAAUUGGGGUCAGCCCUCACGGACUUACAAUCACCAAAGAGGAACAGAAAUUUAGUGUUCCAUUCACUGCUGUUAAAGCAGCCAAGUCAAUCAAGCGAUCAUUCCGUCUAACGUACAUGAACGAAGAACAUGAGGAAAGCAAUGUGGAGUUGAAGCUUCCAAAUCACCGGACGGCUGCUUCGCUGUAUCGAGCGAUAACCGAAAAGCACGUGUUCUACUCUUGCGAAACGGUUCGACCGAUCGUAACCACCCAGUUCAUCCGAGAUCUCAAGGGAACCAUCAUCUCCAUGUUCAAUGAAGAUACUGAACUCGGCAAACGAUACGUCUUUGACAUCCAGCGAACGUGCCGCGAAGUGUACGACAACUCGAGGCGAAUUCUACACACCCGUGGUAUCGAGAUCAGCAAGGUUCAGCAGGACAGUCCGCAGAUUCAGGCAGAGAAGCUUCAACAGUCGCUUGCCGACAGUGCCGAUGAAUCGGACAAACUGGAAAGGCUCGUCGAAGAGCGAAUCAUGGAAGCCGUCACAUGCAUCAUCUGUGCCGACAAUAUGAUGGAUACCAUGUUCCUUCCCUGCGGACAUAUCACUGCUUGUCUGCAGUGUGCUAAACAAUGUGAUCGGUGUCCCUUGUGCCGGACGAAUGUCGAGUGCGUCCAAAAGGCAUUCCUGCCACCAGUGCUUCGAACGACGAGGAGUCCCAAAACUCCGUCAUUACCUAUCGCAGUUAGUGCUCAGUGAAAGCACCUCCUACAAGACCUAGGGUACAAAUACCCCCAAUAUACCCAACAACUGUAACUACAUUACCACUAGGCUUACCACCCUAUAUUACUUACAUCAAGUAGACCCCUGCCGAUAGUGACUAACGCCCACAACCCCCCCCCCCCCCCCUUCUCCAUCCUACCUGCAGCGUACAGCAGAGGCAAUAUAGUCACUUUUAGUAUUAGGAAUCACCACAGAAAGAGCCACUUUAGAGGGAAAAAGAAAUUAUUCAAACAAUGUGCAGAAGAACCGAAACCCAAAAAUUUAUUGGUAUCGUUUGAGUUUCGUUACAACCCCACAUAGGCGCAGUAAACAAACGUGAUAUUUAAUUUUUAGAUUCGUUAGGUUCAACUAACAACUGAUAAUACAUACAUAUAUGUAGAAGUGUAAGGACUAUAAAGUAUAAAAAUCUACAGGAAAUGAAACGAAUUAAAUUAUAUCAGAAAAAAGAACAACAACAACAACAAACGUUAAACGUAGUCAUAUAUCAAUGCAAUUUAAUCAACUUUCUAUAAGAGAAUCUAGAGCGUAGGCAAACACAAAAAAGAUUGGCUGUUUCGCUUUUGUUAAAAGCUUCAAUCAGGCAGGACGACGAAUAAUUUUAGCAAAAAAAGUAUUUUUUUUUAUUUUGUUAAGUAUUUUUAUACACCUUUAUCCUAAAAAACUGUUUUUACUGGACAUUAAAAAAAUGUCAAUUUCAUGCAUGUAUUUGUACGCGUCAUAAUGUACAUACAUACAUAGGUGUGUGUGAAACGUAAGAUAACGACACUACAAAGGCGAGGAGAAAAAUUUCACUGUCAUCAAAUGUCAGGAAGAGCCCGUCUUGAAUACAUUUUAACAUUUGCAGCAGCCAAAUGCUGCUGCAAGCGCGCUGUGAGACAAUUAAAUUUAACCCCAAAUAUGAAAAUGAA